Striga asiatica is the source of this 1467-nucleotide messenger RNA. The record is from the annotation of a GenBank genome assembly. Lineage: Eukaryota; Viridiplantae; Streptophyta; Magnoliopsida; Lamiales; Orobanchaceae.
AUGAAUGAGGGUAAUGGUCAACCAAGCCCAUUUCAUACUGGCCGCCACCACCAGUAUCACUACCAACCGUGUCUGCAAAGUGCAAACCAAUCUGCAGAGAUAUCAUUUCAAUCACGAAGCCCUAAUCCCAAAUUCAUUAUCCCCCUGAUUCACGCCAUGAAUUUCUUCAAAUCAAUCCUAACAGACGAUCCGGAUCCUCCCAAAUCGGUUAAUCCUCACGAAUCUGACCCGGGUUCCCCUCUCAAAUCGACCGGCGACGGUCGGGGAUCGGACGACGCGGCCGGCGGGUGGGGUUUCGGCGGCUUGCUCAAGACCCUCGCGAUCGAUUCGGUGAUCGAGACGUACCGCCGGGAUCUGAAGGAAUUCGGGUCGGGCCUCAAGAAGGAGAGCGAGAUACUGCGCGAGUCGGCAAGCCGAGCCGUGAAGGAUCUCCCGGCCUCGCUCGAAGCCAGUGCUUCGGUGCCUCAAGGCGCUCUGGAAGCCCUGAAGUUGAAGGCCGAGAUCGUUGCAAAGGAAUCACUGGGUCCCACGUCCGACGGUGAAUCCGAGACGCCGGGGACCAAUCUGAGCUUGAGCUCGGCUCGGUACAGCUGGUUCGAGGCUCAGCUGGGUGCGAUCCAGAGUGAUCCGGCUACUUUCUGUGAGGAUCCAGAGGAUGUGGAAGAGUAUGUGAAGUGGAGAUCAGGAUUUGAUUUGGAGAAGAAUAAGGAUGAAAUCGAUGGUUUGGUCGCGGAAAACGGGAAUCUUGAGGGCGUUUAUAAGAAGUUUGUGCCCAGUGCUGUUGAUCUGGAGACUUUCUGGUGUAGGUACUUUUACCGAGUGGAUAAGAUCAAGCAGCAGGAGAGCGUGAGAGCCAAUCUAGUGAAGCGGGCUAUUACUGUUGAGGAUGAGGAGGAAUUGUCUUGGGAUUUUGAUGAUGAUGAUGAUGAGGAUGUUGCUGUUAACUGCAAUGCGGGUGGUGUGAAUGUGGGAAAAGGAGAUGAUGUCAUUACAGAUAAUAAAUUGAGUACCGGUGAAAAGCAAGAGGCUUUGAACGUUGAGUCACGAGAGGUUAAGGAAGGAAAUGAAGUUGAGUCGAAUGGAAAUGGUAAUGCAAAGGUUGCUUUGGAUCAGAAAGAAGUUGAGUCCGAAGUGAAAAGGGAUGAGAAAGUGGAAUCUGGACAAAAUUUGAAGGAUAAUAGUGACGAGAAGGUGAUUGUGGAUGAGAAGGUAAAUUCUUAUGAGAAAAAUGGUUCUUCUGUUGUGUCGGGUGAUCAGCCUAAAGUGGUGAAGGAGGAAGAGGAGGAAGAUUUAGGGUGGGAUGAAAUUGAGGACAUUGGAAGUGAUGACGAGAAAAAAGUCUCGUCAACUGCUCAAAGUAGCAGCCUGGACAGAACCGAAAUGAGGAAACGGUUGAGUGCUGGGGAAGAUGAUGAGGAUUUGAGUUGGGAUAUUGAGGAUGACGAUGAGCCUGUGAAAAAGCCGUGA